This is a messenger RNA of Neoarthrinium moseri, 876 nucleotides long. RefSeq lists its product as uncharacterized. The transcript is spliced from 3 exons. Gene Ontology annotation, biological process: peptidyl-proline hydroxylation to 4-hydroxy-L-proline. Lineage: Eukaryota; Fungi; Ascomycota; Sordariomycetes; Amphisphaeriales; Apiosporaceae. Gene Ontology annotation, molecular function: L-ascorbic acid binding; procollagen-proline 4-dioxygenase activity; iron ion binding. The record is from RefSeq and is a predicted model, not a curated record. Bases 1 to 876 code for a protein of 291 amino acids. Gene Ontology annotation, cellular component: endoplasmic reticulum.
AUGUUUCCUUACAUAGUAGGAGGCUUCGCCAUCCUCCUCUUCUUCUAUCAGCCCGUGGUUGAGUUUUUCUCUCCAGACUCGGGCCGCGUCAUCCCGCACACGCCGCGUCCUGCCAUCAAUGAGUCCCUCUUAGCCAUAGACGCAGCCAAUGAGACGGCGCCGCUCAACUGUCCCGAAGAUGCAUACUCGGUGCAUAUCCUCUCCAAGGCGCCACUGGUCAUCUAUGUAGAGAAUUUUAUAUCCAAGGCGGAAAGAGACAACUUGCUCGAACUCAGCGAGCCGCUCUUCACGCCCUCGACCCUGACCAGCGACGGGCGCACGACGUACCAGGACGCCUCGGUGCGCGACUCGGCCGUGGCGCUGCUGCCGCGCACCGACGCCGUGCGGUGCGUCGAGCGGCGCGCCCUCGCGCUGCAGGGCUGGCGCCGCGACCUCUGGGUCGAGCGCCUGCGCACCCAGCGCUACGUCGCCGCCGGCCACUACGCCCACCACUUCGACUGGGGCUCCGGCGCCCGCGGCUGGGGCCGCGUCAGCAGCAUGAUGGUCUGGGUCGCUGCUGAGAAUCUCGAGGGCGGAGGCACGGAGUUCCCGCUACUGAGGAAGAACGGCGACGGGGAUAAGUGGUGUCGAUGGGUUGAAUGUCCCGGUGGGUCAGAGGGCAGACCUAGCGAUGAGUCUCGCGAAGAUCGGGUCCCAGAGGAGGAGGACGGGCUCGGCGUCACGUUCAAGCCAGUGGCAGGAAAUGCCGUGUUCUGGGAAAACUUCAGACCCGAUGGCACGGGCAGGGGGUGGGAGGAGACUUGGCACGCCGGGCUGCCGGUCAAGUCCGGGGUUAAGGUCGGCCUAAACAUCUGGAGCUGGGGUCGGUUGGACUAA